Messenger RNA from Penicillium maclennaniae, 846 nucleotides. RefSeq names its product PICOT family protein. The transcript has 2 exons. The coding region runs from base 1 to 846 and encodes 281 amino acids. The record is from RefSeq and is a predicted model, not a curated record. Gene Ontology annotation, molecular function: 2 iron, 2 sulfur cluster binding. Lineage: Eukaryota; Fungi; Ascomycota; Eurotiomycetes; Eurotiales; Aspergillaceae.
AUGUCGGCGCUCACCGAGAUCACCUCCGAGGCUGACUUCUCGUCGCACUUGGCCACGCUCUCGCCCUCCGCGCUGGUCGUUCUCUAUUUCUACACUCCAUGGGCUGCGCCCUGCACACAAAUGAGCGCCGUCCUGUCCGCCCUCGCCUCGCAGUACCCCGCCACCACCCCACCGACCGUCUCGUUUGUCAGCAUCAACGCUGAAGAGCUACCUGACAUCUCAGAGGAAUACGAUGUCUCUGCGGUGCCCUUCGUCGUCUGCUUGCGCAGCGGCCAGGUUCUAGAGUCGAUCAGCGGUUCAGACCCCAUCAAGGUUCGCAAUGCUCUCGACCGCCACGUCGGCGCCGCCUCCGCAGACGGCGUCAACCGAUCCGCCAUUCCCCCGCCCCUUUCCGCUGUGUCCCGUGAGGAUGGCCCCCUGAUGGCUACUCAGUCGCCUGUUACCUCUGACUCCCCCGCUGGACCCGCUGCCAAUGCCACCGCUGUCCCCGCUGCCCCGGCUCUUACCCCCGAACAGUCGAAGGAGGCUCUCGUUGCUCGUCUCACCGAGUUGGUUAAGGCCGCUCCUGUCAUGUUGUUCAUGAAGGGUACACCAAGCUCACCCCAGUGCGGGUUCAGUAGGCAGUUGGUUGGAAUUCUGCGUGAGCGCAGCAUCAAGUACGGUUUCUUCAACAUCUUGGCCGAUGAGGAUGUUCGACAGGGUCUCAAGGAGUUUGCCGACUGGCCUACAUUCCCCCAGUUGUGGGUUGACGGUGAGCUGGUUGGUGGGUUGGAUAUUGUCCGCGAGGAAAUUAACGCAGAUCCCGAUUUCAUGGCCCAGUAUUCGGUUAGCAAGCCCGUCGCCUAG